CCGUCUUUAACACAGCCACCAGCUGAGGGAGUUUGAGGCAGAGGAAGAAUAUUUUAGUUUUAGUUGUCAUUUAUUAACACAUAAUCAUGGUUUUAAUGGUCAUGAUAGCCAGAGUGAGUGACGGGCUCCCUCUAGCUGCAUCCCUCCAAGAUGACGAACAAUCUGGUCGCAGUCUGGUGGAUUAUCAGAAUCAAGCCAAGAUGCUCUUCAAAAAGCUUACAGUAAAUAGUCCCAACAGAUGUACCAUAGAAACUGGCCCGUAUGUCUUCCACCUUAUUAUUGAGAAUGGAGUGUGUCAUUUGGUGCUGUGUGAGAGAGGGUACAGCAAAAAGACUGCUUUUACUUUCCUAGAAGAAAUGUCCUCCGAGUUUACACUCCAACACGGACCCAAAGUUCCACAAGCGACCAGACCAUACUCCUGCAUUGAGUUCGACACAUACAUCCAGAAACUUCGUCGGCAGUACAGCGACCAGCGAGGCCGACGUCACUUGCAUCAACUAAGAGAAGAUCUGAAUGAUGUACAGAGAAUCAUGAUGGACAACAUUGAUGACGUCUUACAGCGAGGAGCAACUCUCUCAGAUUUAGAGACGAAGGCAACUGGACUGUCAAUUAUGUCCAAAAAGUACCAUAAAGAUGCUCAGUAUCUGAACAUGCGGUCAACGUUUGCCAAGAUCGCUGCCGGUGCUGUCGUCACUCUGGUGUUUAUUGUUUACUUCUUUGUCUUUUGAAGACCUUGUGAUAGUGUUUCAUUUCUUCUUUUCCUGUAAGGUUAGGGAUUUAAGGCUUGUAGUUUAUUGCACCUUCUUUUGAAUAAAAUUAAAAAAGAUUCUUUCCAAAGUUGGUGGGGUUUCAUGAAGAAAAUUUUUCAUUUAGUUAUAUUUCAUUCCAGUAUUUAUGGUAAACCAUCAGUAAGCAGAUUCUAAAGAUGAUCAGUUGUAUAGCUAAAAGAUUAGUUUAGUUGCUGAGAUGAAUGGAUAGCAGCUCUAUGAACCAUUAUCACGAGCUAGCUGGGACAAGAGUAAGUAGCUAACUUUGUGAUGAUCUGGACUUACAUCCAGAAGGGAAUUGGCUUGAAACACUCAAGUCUCCAUAUGUCUAGAUACAGUACUGUACUGCUUUGCUUACACGUCACGAUGUACUGCAUAUUAGUUUCUUCCACUUCAUUGUGGCUACAGCUAUCACACUUAAAAUUGUAAAAUGGUAUUAUUUUAUGUGAAUUGUGACAAAUUGUUUCAUGGAAAAAGAUUAAACACGGUAAUCACAUAAGAUUUUGACAUGAGAAAACUAUUUUCCUUAAGGUGUAGGUUAGGUUACAGUAUAAGCAGAUCAGUGAUAUAUGUGUGGGCGUCUCACCAUAGAUUUGUCAUAUACAUAUAAAUAAAUUUGUGCACACGAACAAAAUGUAAGUCCUGUAUAUUGUAGUUACAUACAAAAAGCCUGUGUCCCGUAAGGGAAGUUAUGCUGCACUCUGUCUUAAAAGAAAGAAAAAAUAUUUAUUGGUCACUUAUACAGGUUUAUGAGAAUAAGAAUACUGUAGCAAAUAUUACUCUGCAGUGAUGAACAAACUAGAAAACACAAUGUACUUUUACAUUUACUCGACACAAGAUAAACCUUCUGGUGUAAAAUGCAAUACAACGCUAGUUUUUCAUCCUCUGCCUAGAUGACCCACCAUACUGCCUCUUGGUUUAUUUAGAUUAAUGUCUCCAAGAAAGAAGGCAGUGAAGGCAACCACUGUAUUAUUUUAGUCCAAAACCAACACCUAAAAAAUAGUAAAUUUCUAGAAUGUUUUAAUUGUUUUUUGCCACUUUAUGAAGGUGCUAAUGGUUAAUUACUGAUUAUUUUGAGAUCAUUUUGCUAGUGAGCAGCUUCAGAUUUACGAAGUGAUCUAUUUUACAUACUUAGAAUGACUUAUAAAUUUAUUAUGAAAUUGUGAUAAAACAAGGAAAGUUUUUCUGUACUUUAUAGUCUUUGAUUUAUGGUGAUUCAAGCAGAGUUUAUCAUUUGCAUCAGUGUCCACCAACCCCCAUUAUUAUUAUUUAGUUUUCCAAAUAAAAAUAAUACAUUGAUACAUUUAGUAAUUAUUAUUAUUAAUCAAAUCCUUAAAAUUUUAAAAUUAAUAUCUGUUCUAUAUUUCCCUAAAAAGUAAUAUGGGUAGUUAAGUCAUACAACAAAUUAAAUGUUUCACAGCAGUGACUUAAUGUUUUCAAAAUUCUCUCAAACAUCCUUAUGUGAGAACAGUGCUUGGAUAUACAGUAAAUAAACAUUGGAGUAUUAUUGAGGACCUAACUUAAACAUUUUUGGCAAAUAACAUUAUUCCAAGAUGUUUAGAAAGUUUAAUUUUCCCUUGGAUUUACACUUUUUAUAUAUAUGGAUAAUUGAACUUGUAUGUAGUUUUGGUAUGACUGGACAUGAAGUUUGUAUUUUUCUGUUCCUCUACACAGUAGCACCUACGGGAUUCCCUCUGUGCCCAAUAAAAUCAUCUGGCAUUAAAAGUGGCGACCUGGUAGUGAAGAGAUUAAUUUAGUUAUAGGUCUCAUGAGUUUGUUGGUUAAAGUUUGACUAUGAACCUACAACAUUAACUGAACUCUGUGAAAAUAUGCUUCAUGAGGUAUAAGACUCCCUGAGUAGCAGUAAGGGUUAUAGGUACUGUACUCAAUAUCUUUUAAGCACACACAUACUCACUCACUGGUGCAACAUUUGUGGGAGAUAUAAAGGAUAGCUUUCCGCGCUUUACUCCUCACGCACCUUAGCCCAUUUACCUACGGAUGCAACCGUUUUCUGGCAUACUACUACCUUAAAUAUCUCCUCUCCUACAGUACUGAUGAUUACCUUAUGGGGACUUUUUGUAAACACUUGUUGUCCUCAUUUUAAGCUCGUCACAACUUGUAUUCAAAUUAGUCGGUACACACUGUUCCCAAUUUAUGAUAGGAACUAUUUACAUAUUCUCAAGUUUAGAUAACUUUUUUUCCAUACCCAUUGAAUUAUUACUCAUUUUGUUUCAGCAUAUUUGUUGAAUAUAAUUUAGAUGUACAGUAUACUUUUCUUUUAAUAAGAGAAAUAGAUUACUGGUAUUAAUGAAGUAACCAGAUGCAGUGUAUGUCUUUACUCAUAUGACACCUUAAGAGGGUGAAACAUCAUUGAAACUCACUAAUGAUAAUAUACUGUAACACUUGAUUAUUAUUUACAACUACACUUUACUUUUAUAUUGAAUUUAAGUGAAAACCAGCAGAAAUAUAUAUUAGAUGAUGAUGUAGAUAAAUUUCAGAUUAUUUUGUCUUGGUGUUGAAUUAUUGAAGACUGUAUUGACCUGAUGACAGUACAGGGUUAAUUACUCGCUGGUAACCCCACAGUAUAAUUAAUGUUAGUUAUUUAUGGUGUAUUAGUUUUUACGUGUUUUCAGUGAAGGCUUUGGUGUUAUUUUUGCAAGUGUUUCUGUCUCUCCCUCCCUCUCUGUCUCUCUCUGUUUCUCUCCCUCUGUCUCACUAUCUCUCUCUCUCUUGUUUAUUGUCUUGUAACAGUCACUGUAUUAGUGAAAUUCUGGGUCUACCUGCAAGUGAAUUACCUUGUGUUAUUAUGUAUUUACUGGUGUGUGUGUGUGUGUGUAUAUACAUUGAUACAACCAUACACACACACUUAUAGCUGUAGUCUUCAAACUGUAGGAAAGGGUUGUCUCUCCCCCAUGCAAAGUGUGAGCAGCCACCCACACUCUGAGUGGUAUGCUUAGCUGAGGGAAUGCUUGCCCUUUCAAAUGGGCAAGCAGUGGAAUUGUCCCUACUCAUCACUUCAUCAACUGCAGCAUCAAAAUUAAAUCACUAAAUUAACUUAAGUAGUCAAUCGCUGUUUUGUAAUUUAUAUGCGUAAAAAUUUUCAGUUUCAUUUCAAUAACCUCAGUUUCUCCACGUCUAUGUUCACAGUAAUGAUACACCAACACACCACACACUGGCCAGCAACACGUGCAGUAUCUACAUUACCUAACAAUUUCUCUCAUCCUCAUCGGUUGUCUUACUAUCGGGGUGAUGAAGUUUGUCAGCUAGAAAUUAAUACAUAAAAUAUUAUCAGUAGAUUAGCUCUGUGUAAUUCACUUUAAUAAAUAAUUUAUCCUGUAUAUAUAAAGGCAAUGGAGAAGUCGCUUAAAUGUACCUCUACCCAAGGUUCUCUGUAUUGACAAUAAAAACCACUUGGUAAUUUGUUACAAAACUCUGAUCUUGAAUUGUAUAGUGUUAAAAUUUGUGGCUUUAAUACUGUUUUCCUCUACAUAACACUAUUUCAGCCUACAGAAAUUCUUUCUUCUACAGUAGUGACUGGCCAUGUUUGAGCCAAUCAUAAUUGUAAAUACAGUAUAUGGGAAUAAAACAUGUAAUAAAACCAAUGAAAUUCAAUUUAAUGAAAUGGCCUUGUUAGUUAUUGUUUGUUCAAAGUCAUGAGAACCAUAUUGAAUUUUUUUGGUCUAUGCUCUAUUAUGGUGAUUGUCUAUGCUAUGCUUUACCAGUGGCUAGUGUAUAGCAAUACAUAACAUCAUCUAUGAAGAGAAAGAAGUGUUUUAUCUGUGAGUUAGCAUUGUUGUUCUGGCCAUCAAGUGAUGAGGACAUGAAACAGUUUUCAAUUGGUCGUGGAUAUUGACGUUCUUAUUUCCAAAACAUUACUUCAACAAUUAAUGAUAUACUGUACUGUACUACACUUUUUUAUACAUGAAAAUUUAACAACAUGUACAGAGUGUAAUUUAACAAAGAAAUCUCAAAGGCGUGGUCACCCUCACUUAAUCAAAACCACUCUUUGUAACCUUUGUGUAUCAAGACUAUAAGAUACCCAGGGACAGGCAUGGGCAACGCCUUCCCGCAGUUUAAGACUAUGGCUGUUAAACUCACACAUACAUACAUGAGUUAAUGAAAAAUAUUAAAGGAUAAUAUUACUAUAGAUAUGUGGAAUAGAAUUUAAAGGAGUGCAGUUUUUCUCUCAUCUUGAUAGUUCCUGUUUUAUGCAUUGAAUUAAUUUUACAUUACUGCUGUGAGGUCUUCCCUGGUCAGUGCACAUACCUUGUGUAUAUUGUAAUGAAGUCUUAGAUAUACUAACUUUUGUGUAAGGUUAAAGGAAACUAUAUGCUGCUGUUUGAUCAUGUAUCGAUUUUGACCGUUUUUGUGACUCGUUGCUUAUAAAGGUGUUUAAUAAUGUAUUUAGAUAAGAAUGAAGUGGAUAUUUACCUUUAGAUAUCAGUUAUUUUAUUUGUGCUUGUGAGAAGUUUAUAGUCAUCUUAUUGUAUUGUGUGUGUAAAAAAAUCUAUGAAUCAUAAUUUUUACUAAACAUCUUUUCUACGGCCUUUUGUUACUCUGUGUCGUGGAGAAUCUCUGAAAAUAUAAGAAUUUUUUAACCCAUUCUUUACCACAACCAUAAGUGAAGGACUGUACGUGCAGCCACACACAACACUGCAUUAACACUACACCUUAGUUUGCAGUAAAGGAAGGGUUAUGUACAAUCGCGGACAAACGUUCAUUCGCAGCGGUGAAAUUGCAUCACUGGAAUGAGUCUCCGAACUGACUUAUCCUAACUGUUAUAUCUCGUUUAGGGUCGAUGCUGAGGGAGUGAUCUUUUGACCCCGACUGUACUGUAUUAGUAAUUGUAAUAUUCUCUGCUCCAGACUAAACAUUUAGCUUGAGUGAUCAGGUCAUUUUUAUGUCAUUGAAAUGCUGUUUAAAGAAGUGAUGAACAUGUUACGGUUAAAGAAAAAAAUUAUACAUUUAUAUAA
Homarus americanus (American lobster) is the source of this 5740-nucleotide messenger RNA. Its product is annotated as vesicle-trafficking protein SEC22b-like. Gene Ontology annotation, cellular component: ER to Golgi transport vesicle membrane; SNARE complex; endoplasmic reticulum membrane. The coding region runs from base 87 to 728 and encodes 213 amino acids. Gene Ontology annotation, molecular function: SNAP receptor activity. Gene Ontology annotation, biological process: endoplasmic reticulum to Golgi vesicle-mediated transport; retrograde vesicle-mediated transport, Golgi to endoplasmic reticulum; vesicle fusion with Golgi apparatus. The transcript is spliced from 5 exons. Lineage: Eukaryota; Metazoa; Arthropoda; Malacostraca; Decapoda; Nephropidae. The record is from RefSeq and is a predicted model, not a curated record.